Ceratina calcarata is the source of this 1479-nucleotide messenger RNA. RefSeq names its product Peroxiredoxin 6a (gene Prx6a). The coding region runs from base 262 to 924 and encodes 220 amino acids. Gene Ontology annotation, molecular function: peroxiredoxin activity. Gene Ontology annotation, cellular component: mitochondrion; cytosol. The record is from RefSeq and is a predicted model, not a curated record. The transcript is spliced from 5 exons. Gene Ontology annotation, biological process: cellular oxidant detoxification; cell redox homeostasis. Lineage: Eukaryota; Metazoa; Arthropoda; Insecta; Hymenoptera; Apidae.
AGUCGUCCGGUGACUGGACCAACGAUUGGUGGGAAAUUUCAAGAAUUUUACAAUUGAAUUAUACAAGUGAUCGUCUUCCCUAUUACAUUGUUUUAAGAGACCGUCCAACUGUCAAUUGUCUUAACAAUAUUUAUCGGUUGAUAGUCAAUUUCUAAACGUACAUACAUAACGGGGCGACCACUAACGCAUGACAUAUUAUACCGUCUUUCGGACGAAAAAUUCUACGAUAACUACCUCGAGAAGUAACCAUUAAACGCAGAGAUGGUUUUAUUAGGUGAGACGUUUCCAAAUUUCGUUGCCGAAACACAAUUGGGACAAAUUAAUUUUCACGACUGGCUAGGUGACUCAUGGGGGAUUUUAUUUUCUCAUCCGCACGAUUUCACGCCGGUAUGCACGACGGAAUUGGCUCGAGUAAUACAAUUGAUGCCGGAAUUCGAAAAGUUAGGAGUGAAAGUUAUCGCAUUGUCAUGCAAUUCGGUCGAUUCCCAUCACAAAUGGAUCGAAGAUAUAAAAGCUUAUGCUGAGACGGACACUAAAGAAUUCCCUUAUCCGAUAAUAGAUGACGAAAAACGAAAGCUUGCGACUUUAUUAGGAAUGUUAGAUCCCGCAGAAGUCGAUAGUAAUGGUGUACCAGUAACAGCCAGAGCUGUAUUUGUCAUUGACCCUGCCAAAAAGAUGCGAUUGUCAAUUCUGUAUCCUGCGACUACUGGACGAAAUUUCAACGAAAUUCUGCGUGUUCUCGAAUCGCUACAAUUAACAGAAAAGCACAAAGUAGCAACUCCAGUUGAUUGGAAGAAAGGCGAACCGGUGAUGAUUCAGCCGACGGUCUCCGACGACGAAGCGAAGACGUUGUUUAACGAUAUUAAAAUUGUAACGCUACCGUCGGGUAAGCCUUACUUGCGCGUUGUACCGCAACCGCAGUAAGAAUAAUACUUUCAAUGAUGGAAAAACAAUUAUCUUACAAUGUAUUUUUCUUUUAAAAUUAUCAAAAUCGAUGUUCGUAAAAAUUAAAGUACAAAUUCGAUAAUAUAUUAAGUUUUGUUCAAUAUAAUUGCGAUAUCGUAUCCUGCGAAAUACAAUUAUAGUAAUAAGCAUAUCCUUUUAGUGCCUUGACAAUUGUUAUUAUAUGGCAGCUUAUCAUUUCGGAAAGUACAAUCGGACAAUUCUUUUUUCAUCUCAUAUCAUUUAAAAUUUCUUAUCGAUAAGGUCGUGACGAAAAUAAUCGAAAAUAAUACACCUAAAAAUUCUGCAUUAUGUUCUAAGUAUUCGUCGUUCGUGUUAUUAUCUGUGCACAUAUUCUCCGCUGUCUAUAUUAACAAAAUUUAUAUAACUUAUUCAUCGACGAGUAUGUUUUAUCUAUACGUCGUUAGAGGUAUACAUAAUUUAUCAAAAACAAAGAUUCUAAUGUUGGCAUUUGCAAACAACAGAAAAAGCUGUUUAUUGUAUCACCUAAUGUAAUUAAAAGUACACUGUGUUAUA